AUGCAUGCAUUUGUGCCAGUGUUUCUCAUGGACAAAAUGCAGAAAAUGCUGCACCUUGGCCGAAUGUACUGCAUCUCUAACUUCCAGGUUAAACCCUUGACUGCUGAGGACAAGUGGAGAAGUAUAAACAUUGAUCGGCAAAUUCUUUUUACAAAUCAGACCAAGGCAAAAGAAAUCGAAGAGAAAGAUUAUUUCAUUGCAAAGAAUAGUUUUGAUUUCUACGAUCUUGCCGACAUGAAGGAACUAUCAAAACAAACUACUCUACUUGCAGAUGUUGUUGGUGUUGUGACAAAGAGAGAUGCUCUAAGAAAAAUAAACAAUAGACAUGGAAAAGAGCAACUACAAGUCAAAAUGAUGAUUUCCGAUGGAAAAUCAACUCUGAAUGUUGUGCUUUGGGACAAAAUGGCUGAGGAUUUUACAAGAGAUAUUCACAAGAACAAGUAUGAAGAGCCUUUCAUCCUAAUCAUUGCAAGUGGUAAAGUUGGCAUGUUUAGAGAGGAACUGGACAUUUGCAACUUCUCACCUACAGCCUAUUACAUCAACUACAACCACCACAGUGUGGUGCAACUGCGUAAAAUUGCUAAUGAUAUACUGAAGAAAAGCAACAAUGAUUCUUCGAUAGAGAAAAAGAGUUUGAGGUUGAUGACAGUUGAAGAUAUAAAGAAAGUCAGAGAGGAUUACAUACAGCAAGAGGUGGUAUGCCAAGUUGAAAUAAAACAUGUUGAGGUUUGUGAUGCAUGGUACUAUUUAGUCUGCACAUCAUGCUACAAGCAGAUUGACGAAGAAGGUGGUCGUUUAAUUUGUAAAAAUUGCAACAACAGAUUUGUGCCACAUCCAGAAAAGAGGUUUGGAAUUUGUGUACUUGGUAAGGACAACACGGGGGAGAUAAAUUUAUUACUCAUGGACAGAGCAAUACGGAGUUUAUUUCACAAGGAUGUGUUCGAGUUGGAGGAAGAGUACAAUGGUAAAUUCCCAUCUGUUUUCAAAAAAAUGGAAGGUGGGAACUAUACUGUUAAACUAGAAGUUGCAAGUUUCAAUAUCCAAGACACCGACGAAAUGUAUAUUGCAAAUGACAUACAUGAAGGAUUUGAUUUCCAAGAGCCAAUGGAGGCUGAGGAAUAUCUGCAACAGCCAACCGAGUUCUCUACCGGGGAGACAUCUAUAACCACUGGAAGCAACAUACACUUGGACAACAUAAGCACCAUUGGAGAAGGAACCAGUUGA
Messenger RNA from Daucus carota subsp. sativus, 1224 nucleotides. RefSeq lists its product as uncharacterized. NCBI's taxonomy places the organism in Eukaryota, Viridiplantae, Streptophyta, Magnoliopsida, Apiales, Apiaceae. The transcript has 9 exons. The coding region runs from base 1 to 1224 and encodes 407 amino acids. The record is from RefSeq and is a predicted model, not a curated record.